GAUAUCAUUUUCAUCAUAUGGUGAAGGAUUUUGUACAGCUGGAUAUAACCUGAUAUUAGGACCACUCCCUUAUUUGGACUACUGCAAGACACAUGCACAAGACGUUCCAACUUCUCCAGUCAUGUAUCGCUCAACCAGGGACCAUAUUUGGAUUAAAUAUGUGAUAGGCUCUCAAACAGGAAACAGAUUUUUUCCAUACCAAUUUGCAUUAGAAUAUAUAACAAGCUCAAGCAAAAGUUGCAAUUUUCGAUGUAUAAUUGAUAAAGAAUGUAUACCAGAGAGUUGGAAGUGUAAUGGUGUAAAGGAGUGUAGAUUUGGUGAAGACGAAUACUUGUGUGAUAAAACUACUGCUGUUAACAGAGAACCGACAACAACAACAACUAGAGCCCCAGCUACAAUAGACCCAUCUUGUUUUGAUUGUUAUGUAACAAUGUAUGGCAAGUCCAUUUGUCUACCCUUCAAAUACGUGUGUGACGGAAUCCCUCAUUGUCGCAACAAUCUUGAUGAAAACCAGUUUAUGUGUGCGUCUGAUUUGUGUGGUUCUCAUAACGGGACAUUUCUGUGUGACAACAGACGUUGUAUCUAUGAAUCUUGGACAUGUGAUGAUAGAGAUGAUUGUGGUGAUAACAGUGAUGAACAAUUCUGUUCAGGGACAACAAAAAGAGUAACAAUAGCAGCAAUAUGUGGGUCAAUGAUCUGUGCUUUGUUAUUGGUUAUCCUGCUAGGCUGCUCUUGUAAGCUAUAUUCUCUAAGGACGAUGGAUCAUCAUCAUCGAUACCCACGACACGAAACUCCUAUGAGCCGCUUGUAUGCUGAGUUUUUGCGACGACGAGCCCCACCGCCAUAUCACGAGGCUAUGCUCACCUCUAGAAACUUUGAUGAGGUACAGCAGGAAUACUUGGAACGGAUGAGAAACUCCCGCCGAAGUCAUAGAGGUCGUGGGAACAGACGCCGAUCUAGAAACCAACAAACUCAAUCACAAACAGACUCUUGGAGAUGCGACAGAAAAUCAGAGCAAUUACAAAUAACCAGAAUGAAAAUAUACAUGAAGAAGCAAAGUGGUAUGCAGCUGUGCACAAUAACUGAAGGAAAUGAGAACCAUAAUAAUAUUGAAAGAUCAUCUUCCUCUGCUGAGCUCUUGCCGUCUGAAAGUGAAAGCGAUUCUGAAUCAGAUGAUAUCGAAAGUGAAAACAGAUCUUGCAGAGCAAGGUGA
Messenger RNA from Ruditapes philippinarum (Manila clam), 1213 nucleotides. RefSeq names its product low-density lipoprotein receptor-related protein 12-like. The transcript has 5 exons. NCBI's taxonomy places the organism in Eukaryota, Metazoa, Mollusca, Bivalvia, Venerida, Veneridae. Gene Ontology annotation, molecular function: protein binding. Gene Ontology annotation, cellular component: plasma membrane. The record is from RefSeq and is a predicted model, not a curated record. The annotation marks the transcript as partial.